Messenger RNA from Brassica napus (rape), 4484 nucleotides. RefSeq lists its product as uncharacterized. The transcript has 2 exons. The record is from RefSeq and is a predicted model, not a curated record. NCBI's taxonomy places the organism in Eukaryota, Viridiplantae, Streptophyta, Magnoliopsida, Brassicales, Brassicaceae. Gene Ontology annotation, molecular function: nucleic acid binding; zinc ion binding. The coding region runs from base 1474 to 2868 and encodes 464 amino acids.
AUAAUGUAACGACCCGAAUUUCGAUCUCGGAACUCGUUAGCCGGCUAAGGCCCAAGCAAUACAUCAAAACUAAAAUGUUUGUUUAUAAAUACCCCAUUUUCACAUUGUUUUCUCCACCUGCAUCAAAAAGAAAUCAGAAAAGUUAGAGAGAAGAAGAAGUGAAAAAGAGAGAGUGAGAGAAAGAAAGAUAGGAACCACUGCAUGCUGCCACCAGGAGUCCUCGCCGGAGCCACCGCACGCCAGGACAUCGUCAAGCUCGUCAUCACCAUCAACCGCAGCUGAGUAUCGUCGGAAACCGCCGCCUCUUAAGCUUUGUUUUCGUCCGUUCAGUAUAUCGGCCAUAUCUUCUUAACCGUUGAGAAUCUCGCGCAUGCAGAGCCACCAUCGUGUUCCUCUCGUCGAGACGAAGCCGUAGCCACCGACCACGCCGCAAUCGGAGUCCGGACGAAGCCGCUAGAGCAUCCGGAAGUUUCGCCUCUGUGCGCGCGUGAGUUACACGCGCCGCCGCCAGAAAUCGUCUCCGCCGCCAGACCACCACCGGAACGCCGUCGCUGUCGCCGUGCUCCGCCUUCUGUCGCCGCCGUCGUCCGCCGUCACCACCGGUAAGCCAUCGCCGUCGCCGUCGGUGACCGUCGCCGGUGACUCGCCGACGACUCGCCAACUCGGCUGAGUCGACCCGGUGAGUCAACUCGGUUGACUCGGUUAACCGCUGGUUUGACUGGUUUGACCGGUUUAAAUUGAUUUCGUUUCGGUUAGGGUAAACCGGUCGGUUAGGACAAAUUGAUUUCUGGUCAAGGGUUGACCGGAUUGACCUUUGACCAUCGAAUUGACUUUUCCAUAAACCUUGACCAGACCCGUUUUAAACCGUUCGAAAGGCGUUCUGACUCGAUUUUUCGCCCUGAUUUCAGAUUUGGAGUCUAUUUGAGCAUCUGGAGUUCAUAGAUACCACAUUUCCCUAUUGCUAAGGUGAGACCGACGAGCAGGAGUGAUUAUCGGACCGGUGCUAUUGGGCUUUUGGGCUUCUAUCGCUUUUAUCGUUAUCGGGCUUUUAGGCCUUUGGCUUUUAUCGUUUAUGUUAUUUCCUAUUUCAGACUUAUACCGUUAUCUAUAUUUCGGAUGUUAUUUUAUAUUAUGGAUUUCCAGCGUGGACGUUGACUUUUAUAUUUAUAAAUAGAGAUUUCAGAAACUAUUAUUUAUCGCAUCAUUUUUAUUAUUAUUUCGAAAGUGACGGGCGUCACAGUUUUGGUAUCAGAGCGGGGUUCUGUCCCGGCUCCGACCCGGGAUGGCGAUUUUGGAGACCUGGUUUUAUUCGGUUUUAUUCGAUUUUAACAGUUUUAGACGAUUUCAAAAUAUUUUUGGGGAUUUGGGAAUUUUGAAAAUGAAAAUAAAUAGCACCUUUCCGUUCGAUAUCACUUCUCCUUAAAUGUUGGUAUCAAAAGUUGAGCGUAAGUUAACAUUUCGCUUUCCUUUCAGAUGCCGCCAAGGAGAAGAACCACCCGUGCCCAGACCACCAGAGCUGUUAGAGACGAUGUAGAUGAGCAUGAGCAGCCCGCAGUUCCGCCACCCGCGGCUCCACCAGUUGAUCAGGAUGCAUUGAGACAGAUGGUUCAGGAUGCCGCUAGACAGGCCGCUCAGGAGGCACUUCAGCAGAUUGCCCAGGAGGCAGCCAGGCAGGCCGCUCAGGAGGCUGCCCGAGUAGCUGCUCAGGAGGUUGCUCGUCAGAUGGCUGCAGUUCAGCAGGCUCCUCAGGUUCAGGUGCAGCAGGGUCCACAGAUUCAGGUUCAGCAAGUUCCACCGGUUCAGGUCCAGCAGGAUCAGCAGAUUCCCGCUCAGCAUGAUCAUCAGGAUCCCGUUCAGCAGGUUCCCCUUCCUCAGGUUCCACUGCAGCACGGACCAGCUCAGCAGUUUGCUCAUGGUGUUCAGGAUCUACCACCACCACCACCGCGACCUCAUGUUUACCCGGUUUAUGAUGAGAGGUUCUACAGGCUGACGCGUCAGAUGAGGAACAUGGAUAUGGAGCAUUUUAGUGGGACAGUGGAUGCUGUAGCUGCACAUGAUUGGAAGUUAGCCUUGCAGCGGAAGCUGGAGAUUAUUGAGUGUCCACCAGAGUUGUCGCUCAGAUUGACUAUGCAGUACCUUCGUGGAGAUGCUCUUAUAUGGUGGGAGGGAAUACGAUUGAGUCACCUUGGGCCAGAGAGGCUUACCUUCGCAGACUUCAUCCGAGAGUUCGAUAGGAAAUACUUUCCGAAGGAAGCUAUGGAUAGGAAGAAAUGCGAGUUCGAGCAUGUAAGCCAGGGUGAGAUGUCUAUCAGGGAGUAUGAGGUUGUGUUUAACCAACUUCGCAGAUUUGCUGGAGAGGGCAUUUUAGAGGAAGACCUGAUGAGAAAAUUUUUGAAUGGGAUGCGAGUGGAGAUUCGCAACAGGUGCCGUGUCGUCACUUAUCACAGAUUGGGAGAUUUGGUGGAGAAGGCUGCCGAGCAGGAGGCAGGUUUGGCAGAGGAGCAGAAGUACUCCAAGGCAGUUCAGCCUAAGUUUGGAGGGACUUCAGAGGCACAGCAGAGGACAUGGGACAAACCGAGCAUACAGUGCUUUUACUGUGGAAAGAUGGGACAUAAGAGUAGGGUUUGUCGGAGUAGGCUAUUUGAUGCUCAGGUUGCGCCACCAGUCAGACAGAUUGCAGCACCAGCAGCACCAGCAGCGGCACAUGUCUGCUUUGGCUGUGGUCAUCCAGGUCACUUCAUCAGAGAUUGCCCGAGGAGGGGCAAUGCGGCACUUCCACCACCACCGAAGCGUCUAGCCAUCGCUCCACGUGCGUUUGCGGUUGGAGAUCCCCAUGGAGCUGAGCCGAAAGCGGGUAUGUGUUCUUAACAUACUUGCUUGUGUUAAUAUUUGUGGUUUUGUGGUUAUCUUGUAUAGUUCGAGAUUAGUGAAUAUCGUGUAUGAUUGGUUGUGGUUGGUGUGAGUUACCUCACACCUUAUUUGACUUAAGAGCUUUUCAUAGUUUUGUGAGUUCGCGUUUGGUUAAGUUUUAGUUUUUUUUGGGGGAUCUUCUAACCGAAAUAUAAGCAGAUUCAGAUUGUUGUUAUGGAGAGCUUGGGAACGAUCAAGAUUCAUCGCGAUAUACCUGUUAUCAUUUGAGUAUUAUGAUGGUAUCGUCGAGGUUUUUAUGGUGGGUCUAGUCGUACACCACUUUGUUGGACCAAAGUGGGGGAGAGACGUGAGAUGGAAUCAACAAUGAUUCAAGAGACGGUAGAGCAAAUGGAAAUGCUCGAAGCUUAGGUUAGGAAGCCCAUGACCGUCAGAAGAGUUACGUGGAUAAGCGCCGUAAGGAUUUGGAUUUUGAAGUUGGCGACCUAAUAAAUCUGAAGGAGGAUGUUUCAAGAAGAAUCAAAGAUUCGGAAUCUAAAGAAGCUUAACCAAAAUAUAUGGGAACAUAUCUCUUUAUUGGUCAGCAAGUGAAAUCAGUCUAGGGAGUGGUGACCAUGUAUCUAGUGACGAUGUUGGUCAAGGUUCGUUGGGAGGAAUAAGAUUCAAGAGGAGACCUGAGCCGAGCAAGGAUUAUUAUUCGAGGUUUUGUUACGAUGACAUUGGACAUGUCAGAUUAUGACUUGAAUUCGGGGACGAAUUCCUUAUAAGUGGGGGAGAAUUGUAACGACCCGAAUUUCGAUCUCGGAACUCGUUAGCCGGCUAAGGCCCAAGCAAUACAUCAAAACUAAAAUGUUUGUUUAUAAAUACCCCAUUUUCACAUUGUUUUCUCCACCUGCAUCAAAAAGAAAUCAGAAAAGUUAGAGAGAAGAAGAAGUGAAAAAGAGAGAGUGAGAGAAAGAAAGAUAGGAACCACUGCAUGCUGCCACCAGGAGUCCUCGCCGGAGCCACCGCACGCCAGGACAUCGUCAAGCUCGUCAUCACCAUCAACCGCAGCUGAGUAUCGUCGGAAACCGCCGCCUCUUAAGCUUUGUUUUCGUCCGUUCAGUAUAUCGGCCAUAUCUUCUUAACCGUUGAGAAUCUCGCGCAUGCAGAGCCACCAUCGUGUUCCUCUCGUCGAGACGAAGCCGUAGCCACCGACCACGCCGCAAUCGGAGUCCGGACGAAGCCGCUAGAGCAUCCGGAAGUUUCGCCUCUGUGCGCGCGUGAGUUACACGCGCCGCCGCCAGAAAUCGUCUCCGCCGCCAGACCACCACCGGAACGCCGUCGCUGUCGCCGUGCUCCGCCUUCUGUCGCCGCCGUCGUCCGCCGUCACCACCGGUAAGCCAUCGCCGUCGCCGUCGGUGACCGUCGCCGGUGACUCGCCGACGACUCGCCAACUCGGCUGAGUCGACCCGGUGAGUCAACUCGGUUGACUCGGUUAACCGCUGGUUUGACUGGUUUGACCGGUUUAAAUUGAUUUCGUUUCGGUUAGGGUAAACCGGUCGGUUAGGACAAAUUGAUUUCUGGUCAAGGGUUGACCGGAUUGACCUUUGACCAUCGAAUUGACUUUUCCAUAA